ACCAUACAUCGCAGCCUCGAGAACCUUCUUGCUUUUGUUAUUAUUAUGAUCGUCUCGCAGCGUGACUUUUAUUUUGACAUGUUUUGACGUGUCGUUGUUUUCGACUCUUCCGUAUUCACACUUUUAAACAUGGAGUCUAUUUUCCAUGAAAAACAAGAGGGAUCUCUGUGUGCACAGCACUGUCUGAAUAAUCUUCUGCAGGGUGAAUAUUUCAGUCCUGUGGAGCUGUCGUCCAUCGCUCAUCAGCUGGAUGAAGAGGAGAGGAUGAGGAUGGCAGAAGGAGGCGUUCAGAGUGAAGAAUACAGAACAUUCCUUCAGCAACCGUCUGGAAACAUGGAUGAUAGCGGUUUCUUCUCUAUUCAGGUGAUCAGUAAUGCUCUGGGUGUUUGGGGAUUGGAGAUCGUUCUGUUCAACAGUAGAGAAUACCAGCAGUUAUGCAUCAAUCCAAUAAAUGAAAAGGCGUUUAUAUGUAACUAUAAAGAGCAUUGGUUUACAGUACGUAAACUGGGACAGCAGUGGUUUAAUUUAAACUCACUGCUAACGGGACCAGAGCUGAUAUCAGACACUUAUUUGGCACUUUUCUUAGCACAACUACAGCAAGAAGGAUAUUCCAUAUUUGUGAUCCGAGGAAAUUUGCCGGAUUGUGAAGCUGAUCAGAUUUUGGGGAUCAUGCGAGUCGAGCAGCAGCAGCGACCAAAGCUUAUCGGAGAGGAUGAAGCCAACAGGAUGUCUGUAGAGCAGCAUGUUUCAGAUCCUGGACAAAGCACUGAUGAAGUUCUGCUGGAUGAGGAUGAGGAGGAACUGAGGAAGGCUUUGGCUCUUAGCAGACAGGACAUGGAGGUUGAGGACGAGGAGGCCGAUCUACGCAGAGCAAUUCAACUCAGCAUGCAGGGUAGUAGCAAACCCAUAAGCCCAGGUGAGACGAAUGCUGUGAUGGUGGCAUCCAGUGAAUCAGAAAGUAGCGAGAAAGAGACACUGACGGCGGAUGAGUUACGCAGAAGACGACAGGCGUACUUUGACAGACAGUCGCAACAACAAACUCAAUCCAGCACUCAUGACAGUAAGCCUGCGGGGGAGGACAGUGGGACCAAAGCCAGCCCAAGCCAGUGAGAGCCAGAGACGUUUCUGGGUUUAUGGGAAUCAGCAGGACCCCAGGAUGAUGUCUACUAUCUUAAUAUAAGGACAUUAGUGUAGCUUUCCUUUACCUCUAUGAUUUAAAUGAGGUCAAAGUGUUUACCCUGGUACAUUCCUCUUCUUCAGACACAUAUGAUGUUAUGGCCUUCAGUCUGUUUUUCUCCCUGAAGUUCACCAUGAGAACGCAGUAGAUGGACGGAGAUUAAAGCGGAGACUUAUGAAGCUGACGUUGCUCUUGCGAGAGGAGCAGCAUUUUUGGACCUUUGCAGUUUUCUGGGUGCACUGGACUCUUCAGCUUUCCUCUGAGGAUUGUAGUGAAUUGCUCAUCUGUUGGUCUCGUGGCUUAACUGUGAUCUGAUGUUAUUUAGAGAGAGGAACGAUGUGUGUUUCAUUCUGUACAGAUGCAUAAAGAUGAACGCUGGCCACAUUUUUAAGAAAUAAAGAAAUCCUUUUGCCCCCUUUAGAGAGAAGAGAGGGCAGAAUCUCUACUGGCCUUAUUGACUGUCUGUGUUUAAAACAAUAACACAAAAAAGUGAGUUAUUCUCCCACAUAUGUACUGCGUGUGUGUGUGUGUGUGUGUGUGUGUGUGUGUGUGUGUGUGUCAUGUCGUCAUCAUCAUAAUCAUCACAAGUGUCCAGUGCAGAUUCAGAGAUUCAAUUGUUUAUCUUUUCAUUGUUGAUUUUGUCACACAUUUGUCUUUGUUUGACACAGUAUUGUGAUUUUUAUUGAUGAUUUCUGAUGUUUGGUGAUGGAACAGUGCUGAAGUUUUAAUAUAUUUUCUCUCUUAACAUUUAGAAAUUUUUUUUGUAAUCAUGCACCAAUUAUACAACCGUUUGUGGUAUUAUUUUGAUUCUUAAAUAAAAACUUUUGCUUUUUCCCUUGAA
This is a messenger RNA of Misgurnus anguillicaudatus (oriental weatherfish), 2018 nucleotides long. RefSeq names its product ataxin 3 (gene atxn3). NCBI's taxonomy places the organism in Eukaryota, Metazoa, Chordata, Actinopteri, Cypriniformes, Cobitidae. Gene Ontology annotation, cellular component: nucleus. Gene Ontology annotation, biological process: protein deubiquitination. The record is from RefSeq and is a predicted model, not a curated record. Gene Ontology annotation, molecular function: cysteine-type deubiquitinase activity.